GUGCAAGAAAACUAUAUCAGUCAAAAGUUUUAUCUAUUCUAUACCUUCAAAAACUGUAAUAUUUUGUUAUUAAACGAAAAAUUACAAAUUGUUGCUGUGUAGUAGGAGUUUUAAUGUGUAAAGUAUAUUUAAAAUUUAAAAAUGGAUGAAGAAAACUUUCCAGACGACGAAGAACAACACGAUUCUGAGGGUGAUGUAGAAAGAAAUGCAAAUCCAGUUGUACGUCCUCCAGAAAUACAAAAUGCACCAAAUUUGUCGUUUUCAUCUUUGGAACAACUUAUGGUGCCAGACUAUAUUGAUGAUCCACCAAUUAGUCCACCUUCACCAGGCAAUGAAAUGCAAAUUGACAUAAGAGAAGAGGAUAUUCAAGACCCAGAUGACUUGAACGCAAGUUUUGAUAUGUCGGAACCCGACACAUCAACUCCUGAUGGCGUUGACUCAGAUUCGAAUCAGCGAACUCAAGAUUUACGUGCGGUACGAAAUUUUAUGUUUGGCGAGGUGAGUGAUAACGAAGAACCAGUUAUAUCACUCAAUCACAGUAAUGUGGUUCAGCGUUUACGCAAUGUUGUUUAUAGUUUAGAUUCAAUGAGAAGAAUUAGUAUGCGAGCGGGCUCAAGAGAUAUUCUACGUUUUCGACAUAGAACACAGAAUUUUGCUGAAAACUCACCUGAGGAUGAAGUCGAACCAGAAAAUCCUGUUAGAUUUGAUACUAAUCUUGCUGCUGAACACUUGUAUAUGGGCACAAAUAUGGAUCGGGUUUCUGGUGUUAAUUAUAUUGAACCUGGACAGGAACAGAAUUUAUUAUUAUUCUUACAUGCUUAUAUAUUAUUUCCUGGUGAAGUUUUGCCCUUUAUGACUUCAAAUAUUGUUAUUGAGACCGAACUAUGUCGGGAUAAUCAAGCAUUCUUUGGUAUAUGUUUCCCUUUUCUGCGUGAUAAUGGUAAAAAAGAGAUUAUGUAUGGUGUUACUUGUCAAAUAUAUGAGCGCGGAGCUGACGAAAGAGGUCGCAUGCUUUUUAAGUCUCGGGCCUUACAACGUUUUAUACUUAAUACCAAUAACAUAAAAGGUGCAUUACAGGAUAUAACGGCUUUUCCGCAAUAUAAAUGCUAUUGUAAUGUUAAGAUUCUACCAGAAAUUUAUUUGCCCGAACCGCUUAAUUGUAUACAGAUGGGUUCGUUAAAUCGUUUCCGCGAUUUACCCAAAAUGCAGCAAAGCUUCCGACGUCUACAAGCCGCAAGCACUUCUUUACCAGCUUACAUCUAUGAAGCGUACAAUAUGUCUGGCGUUAUAGAGAAAGCACGCACACAAUUAGCUGAGCAUAAAAUAAAUACUAUGCCGACUGAUCCGGUUGAUUUAUCGUAUUGGCUAGUACGAAAUUUACAUUUACCGGAAUACGUUAAAAAAGAAAUAUUCAAAACUGAUUCAGUUAAUGUACGCAUGAAAUUGAUUGCUACCACAUUUAAGGAGGAGCCGUCGUUCUAUAUAUGCCGCUUCUGUAGUAAUCAAAUUGCUGACUGUAAAGAACUUUUUGCUAUGUCAAAGCAUGGCGUUCAAACACAAUAUUGCAAUUCAGCUGGUCACAUACAUCAGACAAAUACGGUUUAUCGUGUGGUGCCCAAUUCAGUAGUAUUUAGUGGAGAAGCUUCAUCAGAAUUUAGUUGGUUUCCUGGGUAUCAAUGGCAUAUUAUUGUUUGUAAUGGCUGCGGACGACAUAUUGGUUGGCAAUUCAAAGCUUUGGAACCAAGUUUGGUGCCAAAUAUAUUUUAUGGUAUCUCAAGUUCAAGUGUACGUGUAGGUGAUUCACGAGAUGGACGACGUGAUCCACAUGAGUUGUACCGUGCUAUUAUACGUUUGUCUCGGAAUGAGCUCCCAUGAAUAUGGAGAUCAGUGAAACGUUUUUAUAAUCGAUGUAUAGCAAGUUGCUGUUCUUGCUCCAUAAGAAUUUGCUUACAUCGACGACCGCGAUUCCCUGAGGAAGAUAUUUAAAGAAAUAAUGAAUAUAAAAACGUUUCACAGCUUUCAUUCUAGCUUGUAGUCAUUUAGUUCAUUUUUUUACAAUUUUACAUACGUUGAUUAAAUUUUUAAAUUCUAAGUCAUUAAAUCAAAUUCAUAUUCAUUCGGAAAAAUAA
This is a messenger RNA of Teleopsis dalmanni, 2129 nucleotides long. RefSeq names its product protein cereblon-like. NCBI's taxonomy places the organism in Eukaryota, Metazoa, Arthropoda, Insecta, Diptera, Diopsidae. The coding region runs from base 142 to 1875 and encodes 577 amino acids. The transcript has 7 exons. The record is from RefSeq and is a predicted model, not a curated record.